UCUAAUUUUAUUUGAUGGAAUUUUGGGUUUGAGGAAAGAGAAAUUGAAGUUGAAAUGAGACUUGGAUUCCUCUUCUUAUCUUCUUCUUCGCCAGUAGUUGGAUCCUCCAUUUCUCGGUCCAUCGUUCGGCCUGCACCCUCACUCCUGCUCCAUCGUCCCUUUCACUUCAUCCCAAAUCGUACAACCACUGACAGCAACCCAUUCCAAUUUUCACCACGUACAACUCUCACUGCAUCAGCUUCUUCCAUGGCUUCCACUUUCAAGCCCGAACAAGCUAGGGUUCCUCCUGCUCUUCAAUUGCCCUCUCCUCCUAUCACUAAGUUUAAGAUUGGGCUAUGCCAAUUAUCGGUGACGGCAGAUAAGGAAAGGAAUAUUGUUCAUGGGCGAGCAGCAAUUGAGGAGGCUGCUGAGAAGGGGGCUAAGCUUGUUGUUUUGCCUGAAAUAUGGAAUAGUCCAUAUUCAAAUGAUAGCUUCCCAAUUUAUGCUGAAGACAUUGAUGCUGGUCCUGAUGCAUCUCCGUCAACUGCCAUGCUCUCUGAAGCAGCUCGACUUCUGAAGAUUACUAUAGUGGGAGGCUCUAUACCUGAACGCAGUGGGGACAAGCUGUAUAAUACUUGCUGCGUCUUUGAUGCUGACGGAAAGUUGAAAGCUAAGCACAGAAAGAUACAUCUUUUUGACAUUGAUAUCCCUGGUAAAAUAACCUUUAAGGAAUCACAGACGCUUACUGCAGGAGAGACUCCAACUGUUGUGGAUACAGAGGUUGGCCGAAUUGGUAUAGGGAUCUGCUAUGACAUUCGCUUUCAGGAAUUGGCCAUGCUAUAUGCAGCAAGAGGGGCUCACCUGAUCUGCUAUCCUGGGGCGUUCAACAUGACUACUGGACCACUGCACUGGGAGUUACUGCAAAGGGCAAGGGCAGUUGAUAAUCAGCUAUAUGUUGCAACAUGUGCACCUGCUCGAGACGUUGAUGGUGGAUAUGUGGCUUGGGGGCAUUCCACACUAAUUGGACCAUUCGGAGAAGUGCUGGCUACAACUGAACAUGACGAGGCAAUAAUCAUCUCGGAGAUCGACUAUUCGCAAAUUGAACUGAGGAGGACAAACCUUCCAUUAGAGAAGCAAAGACGAGGUGAUCUUUACCAGUUGGUAGAUGUACAGAGGUCGAGUUCUCAGUAAGGCUAGUUUGUGAAUAAGGCGUCUAAUGUUAGUAUAGAAGUGGAGUUCCCAGAACUGAAGGUCCAUUUAACAGAAACUGGGAUCAGAUCUAGAAAAUAAGAGGAUUGUCCAUUCUUCUGUAGUGGUUGAUGUUGAGCCUUCUAUUCAAUCAUCCUUAAUUUAGUCACCAAGUUUGGGUUUGCAAAUGACAAUAUAACCUUGUGCAGAAGGUGGAUUUAGUAACCUGCUGCAACUGUUCAUGUAUUAUCUAUUACAGUGGUGAUUGUUCUGUUUUGGUCUGAUAUCAACAUCAAUCUCCCUGAAAAGAGCCACAUGGUGAGUCAUUUUAUAAACAGGAAGUUAAGAUGAAAAGGAAACCUGUUCCUGAACUUGAAACAGUUUGUAAUCUCCAGGAGACAUGUGUAUUCAGGAGAUGUAAUAAUGUUAUUGUUCUUUAGACAUCAGCGACCCUACAUUGCUGGAA
Molecule: messenger RNA, 1633 nt
Organism: Solanum pennellii
Lineage: Eukaryota; Viridiplantae; Streptophyta; Magnoliopsida; Solanales; Solanaceae
Product: omega-amidase, chloroplastic-like
Exons: 10
Coding region: 55-1170 (371 amino acids)
Biological process (GO): oxaloacetate metabolic process; L-glutamine metabolic process
Cellular component (GO): mitochondrion
Molecular function (GO): omega-amidase activity
Source: RefSeq, a predicted model, not a curated record